Zophobas morio is the source of this 2022-nucleotide messenger RNA. RefSeq names its product adenylate kinase 8. The coding region runs from base 619 to 2022 and encodes 467 amino acids. NCBI's taxonomy places the organism in Eukaryota, Metazoa, Arthropoda, Insecta, Coleoptera, Tenebrionidae. The record is from RefSeq and is a predicted model, not a curated record. Gene Ontology annotation, biological process: nucleobase-containing compound metabolic process. Gene Ontology annotation, cellular component: cytoplasm. The transcript has 8 exons. Gene Ontology annotation, molecular function: nucleoside diphosphate kinase activity; ATP binding; AMP kinase activity.
CGGAUGGACUCGAUUACAAAAGUUACUUCCUUGGCUUACGCUCGGGAAGUAAAAACGUUAAAAAAUUGAUUUCACUAUGCUACAAUUAUACUCGUUCACGGGGACUGCGUCGUCUAACUCGAUUUAUUUUUGUUUAAACAAUUUCCCUUUGGUAAAAUUGCAAACAAAACUUAAUCUGUCGUCUUUUUCGCACACCAAACAACAAGAAGUGCGUGGCCUUCAAAAAAAAAAGGCUACGGUUUGAAACACUCCCUAAAUUUCCAACAUAAAAGGUGAUCUUCUAUCAGUUCUGUAAACGCGCUAAAAACGGAUGGUUGCUUACGUUAUUAGAAUGAUUUUUAUUUUCAAAUCCGAUUUUGGGGUUUUGGUUUUAUCCUCGGCGCGAAUUUUAAUUUUUAAAUUUGGACGCCACGAUAGUGUCUUUGUUUCUUCCACUGACGAGUAACUAUAAAGCUGCUAAUCUCAUCGACCGCUGCCAUCCUAAAGGAGAUACAAGUGAAAUUCCAAAUAGUAUGAUAAUGUGUACUAUAUAAUAAAUAGGCUAUGAAAAAUUUGUUAAAGUUUAUAUGUGACACAUGUCCAUAGAUAAUAUCACAUGUCAAACAAAUAUUAUUUUGAAUGGGCGACGCUACAAAAAGACCUCUUCACAUUCCUCCGUGGCAAAUUCCCUACUUGGAAAAACAUAGAAUAUUUGAACUUUUUCACGAACUAGCCCGAGAACUUAUUAUCCAACAGCCAAACGAUCAUGUGUUGUUUCUCAAACAAAUUCUAUUUAAUGCCGCUAGAAGCAGAGAUACUAGCAGAUUAAUUAUUUUAUGUUCUCCAAAAAUUGACUGCUUAGAAAUUGCUAGAGCAAUUGCUGGAGUAACUAAUCAGAAUAUUAUCACUGAAAGUUCCUUAGUUACAUAUAGUGGGCAUUCGAAUCUAGAAAACUCGGGUGUCAGAGCUAAAUACACAGCUCGUCUUGUACGUAGAGACAACGCUUACGAAAAUGGCUGGAUUUUGGUGGAUUGUAUUAGAAAUAAAAAAGAUGCAAAAGCUCUCAUAAAACUGGGUAUUCUUCCAACGCAUGUAAUACAUUUUAUACCUUCGUUUCUUCCAUCUUUGACUGAAUUACUUUAUUGUCACGUUCCUAUUGAAUGGCCUGGAUAUAGAAGAAAUAUUAUGGCACUGAGGGAUGUUUUUAAAUCUGUUUUAAGUGAAGUUUUUAUACAGCAACGUACUUUGCAAGACAUUGUAAUAGAAUGUGUGGAAAUAUUAACAAUAAAACCCGCAAAAUAUGCAAUUAAACCAAGAGUUUUAAUACUGGGUCCAAGAGGAUGUGGAAGGAAAACUCAGGCAAAACUUUUAUCACAAGGACUUAAUUUGGUACAUGUUGAUUUCGAACGCUUGAUUUGUGAGGCCUGGAUGUCCGAAUCAGAAUUGGGUAAAAGACUUCGAUCCUGCAAAAAUGAUGUAUGUUUACAUUCAGAAUUACUGGCGGAAGUUAUUCAUAAGAGGGUUUUGGAAGAAGACUGUAUAGAGCACGGUUGGGUAUUAACUGGUUUUCCCUUUUCUAAAAAAGACUUCGAAUACUUAGACUCUAUUUACACUCCUCCCAACAGAGUAAUCUUUUUGGAAUGUGAACUUUCUGUUUGCAAAGAACGACUGUUACAUAGAAAAGUUAACGUGGACACUGGUUCUGUUACCAAUAUUAAAGAACAUCCAGAGGCGGAAAAAUUAAAACAAAUGAAAACUCAUCCAAAAGACAAUAAAGAAUUCAUCGACGCUGAGCUUUUAUAUUACUGUGAAAAUUAUGAUGAUUUAAAAAAUUACUGUGGUGCCACAGCUCAUUGUGUAAACAGCGAGCAACCUGGGCGUGCAAUUUACGAAACAAUUGUGGCGAUUAUAAUUAGAGCCCCAUCUCCAUCUGUCCCUAGAAGACCUUUUCUGGAAGAAACUGUUAGCACUGUAUCCUUGGACACUUGUUGUUGCUCACCUGUUCCCUCACAAGUUUUAGACUGCUAUAGUACAAAAUUAUAA